This is a messenger RNA of Rhipicephalus microplus (southern cattle tick), 6056 nucleotides long. It is a transcript of the gene Ac13E, whose product is annotated as Adenylyl cyclase 13E. Lineage: Eukaryota; Metazoa; Arthropoda; Arachnida; Ixodida; Ixodidae. Gene Ontology annotation, biological process: adenylate cyclase-activating G protein-coupled receptor signaling pathway; intracellular signal transduction; cyclic nucleotide biosynthetic process. The record is from RefSeq and is a predicted model, not a curated record. Gene Ontology annotation, cellular component: plasma membrane. Gene Ontology annotation, molecular function: adenylate cyclase activity.
CAGACCGGCUGCCGUCAGCGCUCGCUCGACACUGCCGCGCUGUCUGUGGAGGCAUCCCUCCCUCACUCGCUCUUGUGCCGUCGUAGUGGUUGCCCCCCAGGAUGAAGCUCGUGCGGCGAAGGUUGCCCCGUCGCUUUCCGAUGACCCGAGGCCAUUCCUUGAUCCCGCCUGUGGAGAUACCGUGAUCGCCAGUGGUCGGCGCAUCGCUCAACGAGUGCUGGUGCAUUUUUUUCUGCUUCGUGACGAUCGCCCAACGCACGAGAACCAGAAGCUUGAGAAGUGGGGGGUCUCCCUUGAUUGAGUGCGUCUCAGGAACUUCUUUGUGCCCGGAGAGUUCUGACUGAGGAAUUUUUUUUGUGCCGACCACCCCGGUGAUCCUCUCUGGAGACUACAUUCGGUCACACAUUUGGCUGAACAAGCAGCUUGCCCCCCUCAACAUGUCCUUAACGCUACCACAUUGCAACACUCCUUUAAGGUUUCCUGAGUGUCUCCUAACGAACAAACGAGCACCACCAGGCCGCGACUGCUGUGCACUGUGGCCUCCACAUACUGGCUGCCUUUGAAGGAGGCGACAGCAGCAGCAUGGCGGGCCACCAGGCAAGCUUCUCUGCGAGCCGGUCGGCCCCGGAGGAGGAGCGACCGUCGGUGCGCAUCUCACUGCAACCAUCGCAGAUUGCGCUGCCUACGUAUCGCCACUCAUCCGGGGGCAGCAUAAGCCUCAGCGGUCGACGCUACUCGGGCCUGCUGCCCAUGCUGUUUGACCGGGCGGCACGCUCCUGGUGGGACCCAAGCUUUGACUCGCACAUCCUUGAAGCCCAGUACAAACGGAGUACAUUCCCGCAGCUGUGUCAGCGGUUCCAGUAUGCCCUUUGCUACUGCGUGCUGGCUUCCCUGCUCUACUGCAUCUACUCGGCCAGCAUGGUGCGGCCGCAUUGGGUUGCUGCCGUCGUAGUGUCACUGCUAGUAUCAGUGUUGAGCAUGGCCGCUCUUGUGUUCACCCAGUCACGGUACUAUACUGCCAAUUAUGUCAAGGUUUCACUAGCCACGGUGGUCGUGCUGUGCACGGCAUCUCUUUCAGUGUUUGCGCCGAUCGUACAUGAGCGUAGAGAUGAGAGUGCUGUUCACAUCUUGUCUGUGGGGGCCUUUUCGCUCUGCAUCCUGGUGCUGAUGAUCACGUACGCGUUGCUGCCGAUGCCCCUGUAUUUGGUUGUGGCCGUUUGCAGUGCCUACUCGAUACUUUUUGAGGUCCUCUCGGCGCUGCUUAUUCCCACCCUUACGGGCACCGUUGUUGCUGUGCGUGUACUUCUACAGCUGUGUGUUCAUCUUGUCGGUCUGCACACCCGUGUGAUGACUGAGAUUGGAAUGCGUAACACAUUCUUCAAAGUUGGCCAGUCCCUCAUGGUGCGCCGGGAUCUUGAAGUGGAGAAGCAGCUGAAGGAAAAGAUGAUUCAUUCGGUCAUGCCGCCCAAGGUGGCCGAGUGGCUUAUGACCAACGUGGAAGAGGAUGACACAUCCUCCGAGCAGCCUCGAAAGCCUUCAACCAGCCCCCGGCCCUCACAGAUGAUCUUCCGUCCCUUCAAUAUGCACCGCAUUGAAAAUGUCAGCAUCCUGUUUGCCGACAUUGUUGGCUUCACACAGAUGAGUGCUAACAAGAGUGCCGAGCACUUGGUGGGCCUUCUGAACGACCUUUUUGGGCGCUUUGACUAUCUCUGCAACAAGCUCGGAUGCGAGAAAAUAAGCACUCUUGGCGACUGCUACUACUGUGUCUCUGGAUGUCCCGAGCCUCGUCCCGACCAUGCCCGUUGUUGCGUGGAAAUGGGACUUGCCAUGAUACGUGCCAUUGCUGAAUUUGAUGAGGACACUAAUGAGUCGGUGAACAUGCGUGUCGGUGUUCACACGGGCACCGUGCUAUGUGGCAUCGUGGGCACCAAGCGCUUCAAAUUUGAUGUGUGGUCCAAUGACGUGUCCUAUGCCAACAAGAUGGAGUCUACUGGGCGGCCUGGGAGAGUGCAUGUGUCAGACAGCUCCCACGCAUUCCUCAUAGACCAUUACUAUAUGGAGGAAGGCCCAAUGGACCUUAAUCGCAAGACCUACUUCAUCAGAGGCCGCAAGCCAACAGCAUUUGACAAGGCACAACAGAUGGCAUCACGACACUCCUGGCCCCACACCAUCGGUUUUACUGAAACGGCAAAGACCAUUGACACUCGAAAGGUCAGCUGCCCAGCCCACCAACCUGGUGAUAUUGAAGAAGAAGAAGUUGCUCCCAUGCUGCCCCCUGUACACCGCCACAGCAGCCUCUCAACACUGAACAGCAGCCGCAAAGAUUCUGGCAUUCGGAGCAGGCAGAGCAGCAUUCAGGACACAAUGCCACGGCAAGUUAAGGCGCUGCGCUUUAAUAACAAUGUUCCUGUGUUUGUCAGCAUGUGGCAGGUGAACAUCGUAAAGCUCCUGGACACUCCAACGCCGUUGUAUGCGCAGCGGGCCAGUGGUUACUGCUCAAGCUACACCUCCGUGGCUGACACGGGACGGUCCAGUGGCUCUAGCCUGCGUGGCUACAGCAUAUUCGUGGACCCUGCACUGAUGCUCAAUGAAAGCCUGUCACGGUUGCGCCACCUCCGCAAGCAGUCAGACCUGCAGAUGAUACGCUGCAUCCAACAGGACUCUUGUACCAUGGACUACUUCAUACGGCCACCUGUGAACCCUGUGACCCUCUUUUUCAACGACUCACAGAUGGAGCGAAACUACCGGCAUCGCCUUCACCACCGCGACCUUGCACCAACUAUGGCCUCUGCCUCGUUCACUACUUACUUUGACAUUUUCGUUGCUCUGGGUUUUUAUUUAAUUAUCAUGUUUGCCUGCUUUGUGCUGUUUGAUACACCAGUGUCAUGGCUAUUGUUUUGCCUCUUUGCCACAAGUGUGCACCUCUGCAUUUUCAUGCUGUGCAUCCGUGAAAUCCUGGCUACCCGGGGCCACUGGGUAGCCGACUGUUUGGCGCAAAUCUACCGCUACUGCACCGAGUGGUACCCUUGGCACGUGGUUGGACUUGUGCUGGUCAGCUUUCCCAUUGGUGCCAUAUUUUCAAAUUUCACUUGUGCUGGUGUGCUUUCAACCCCAGAGCGCACCAAUGCGUUCUGCUACGUUGUCUUUGUCUCUCUUCUGCACUUCUGCAACUUCACCCAGCUCAACUUCUGGCUGCGCUCCCUGCUGGCCACAUGCGCAGGUGUAGUUUUAGCUCUCCUCAUAGGCCUGCCAGCUUGCCCGUGCCCGUUGCGCGGUCCCGCACGUAAUGUCUCACACCUUGAGAUCAUUUCUGAUCUGGGCGUAGAGCUGCCAGGUGUCACUUUCCAUCGUGACUCGUACAGCUGCAACCAGUCGGCCAUUUACGAGAUAGUGCUGCACGUUGUGCUCAAUACAAUUCUAGUCUGGCUGCUGAACCGCGAGUUUGAAAUAAGUUACCGGUUGAGCUUUCACGGCAGUGCCAUGGCAGCCCGUGAUGAGCAGCGCAUCCAGUCGAUGAAGAACCAAGCUGACUGGCUCUUGCACAACAUAAUUCCUCGCCACGUUGCCGAGCAACUGAAGAACACUUCCAAGUACUCUGAGAACCAUCGUGAUGCUGGGAUAAUUUUCGCCAGUAUUGUCAACUUUCAUGAGAUGUAUGAUGAGUCAUACGAAGGAGGCAAGGAAUAUCUACGUGUCCUCAAUGAGCUUGUUGGUGACUUUGAUGAGCUGCUUUCAAAGCCACUUUUUCGCAAUGUGACAAAAAUCAAGACAAUCGGGAGCACAUUUAUGGCAGCUUCUGGACUGAACCCCAAGCUGCGCCGUGAAAAUCCGCAUCCUUUCACGCAUCUUUUUGAACUCAUGGACUUUGCAAUCGCCAUGCAACAAGUGAUCGAGAAUUUCAACCAGAACCUUCUUGAGUUUAACUUCGUGAUCCGCAUUGGCUACUGCUACGGGGAUGUCACAGCGGGUGUCAUUGGCACGACCAAGCUCUACUAUGACAUCUGGGGAGACGCUGUCAACACUGCCAGUCGGAUGGAUUCUCACGGAGUUCCUGGGCGUAUACAGAUUCCUGAGCACUGCCUUCAGGUACUGCAGGAGCUGUACGUAUUCGAGUCACGGGGUUCAAUAUACAUAAAGGGGAAGAACAACAUGAAUGUGUACCUUCUUGUGAGGAAGAAAGACAAGGUCUUGUAUAGGAUUCUUCCGUCGACGCAGCGGCCGAGCCUUACUACAACAUCCACUGCAGAUGAAAAAGAGAAAGUCUCUCCUGCGCCUUGAUGAACAAGCAAAAGGGGACGAAGUUAAAAAGGGAGCAAAGAGUGAAGAGGAAUUGCCAGUGUAAUGGUGUGCCUGGCUUAAUGUAAGCCUUUACCCAAAUCAGUUAUCUUGUCAAGCUAAGUGGAUACCGGUGAUUGACAUUUUGGUAAUAUGCAAGCUGCCAUACUGUGGUCAACAAUAGGCAUAUAGUGGGGACACUGAAAGACUUGAUCAAAAUGCCAAGUUUUAUGGAAUGGCAGUGCUUUGAAUGCAUGUGUGUGUGUGUGCAUGCGUGCUUUUAUUGUGUUACUUGUCGUAGUAUACUACAUGAAUGUGUGAACAAUUGUGUGAAUAUAUGUUUCAAACUUACUAAGAACUUCAGCUAACAGACAAAGAAUUAAUGGUGUGCUGAAUCUCACUAAGGAUAGUAAUGUUUGAUGUUUUACUAGAUACUGUAAUUCUUUGAUUUCCACCUUGCGAAGGUCAACUGGCAAAGCUAAGGUGAUGAUGUGUUCAUGAGACUGCAUUCAGCUGAGGUAAAAAAAAACCAAAACAAAUGAACAAAAUUUAGUGUGGGAAUCUAGAAGUGCUUUGGACAGCAAUGUUUUUAUGCAGAAGUCCUUUUUAUGUAUGUGUGUGUGUUACUGUAAGAUUUUAUACUAUGUUGUUCUGUGCAGCUAUAUGGGAGAUUCAUUGAGAUACAUCUUUAGGUAAAUGUGAUCUAUUUUUUGUUGGUUGUCAGUAAUGUUUACUGUUUAUACUCUUGUUUUAAUACUGUGUCAUUUACAUUCAUCGGUUUCCAGGCCUUGCUGCAUGGCCCAUAACUUAUCACUUUAUCCUCAUUAUCCUGGAAACCACUUAUUUCUUCCUCUCAGUUGUUGGCUGUUGUAGUAGGUGCGAAAAGUUGUGCAUUUAAAAAAAAAAAUGUCUUCUUGUUCAUAUAGUGUGUCAUAUCAAAACAACCUUUAACUAAGAGGUUACCGAUACAAAACAUGAGAUGGAACUUGCGUACCAACUUGGACAAAUUGCAGUCAUGAGUAGCUUAUGUGCACAGUUUUGACAGUAGGCUUUAGUUGUUUAUUGGUAUCUAUAUCACGUGGGUCAGGUACUGUUCCUUCUAUUUUACAGCAAAAGCUGUUACGAGAUCACAACAAGGGUUGCAUGCAUCGUAGUUGUUUGCCGCCGGGCUGGCAUCCAUAACCACUGUCGUGCAAAAUAAGAAAAGAAAGAAGAACUGCGUAUAAGUAAACAGAAAAUAUCAAAAACAUAAUGGGAUUCGAACCUUGGUCCCCUGCAUGCCAGCCCUGUAUUCUACCAUCGAACUACGUUUUUUUUUAUUGGCCGAGCUACAUCGGUACUUGGAUCUCCAUUGCAAACUGACCCUAAGCAGGCUUUAUGUUGGGAAAAAAAAUGCAUUAAUGUGUGUAUAUGCGGCUCUAGAAACCCCAAAGGAGAGUUAUGAGUAGAGUUCGUUUAACUUACGGUCAGCGGGCUGACCGUAAGUGAACAUGGCGAAGUCCUUUUGGUGAAACUAAAAAUAAAUUAGAAUCCCAAUAAAAAAGGUUUUAAGGCAGGGAGGCAUAAUUUAUCCUCUGCUAUUUACUACGUGUUUACAGGCAGCUUUUAGGGCUCUAGAUUGGGAAGAGUUAAUGAAGAGUAUCUCAGUAACUUGCAAUUCGCUGAUGGCAUUGCCUUGAUGAGUAACUCAGGGGACAAAUUACAGCUCAUUAUUACUGAAUUGGACACGGAAAGAAGAAAGUAGGUCUGAAAAGUAAUAUGCACGAAAACUAAAGUAAUCU